Messenger RNA from Protopolystoma xenopodis, 636 nucleotides. The record is from the annotation of a GenBank genome assembly. Lineage: Eukaryota; Metazoa; Platyhelminthes; Monogenea; Polystomatidea; Polystomatidae.
AAACCAAAGGGUCGCUCGCCUCUGCGUUAUGAACCACCUCCUACGCUGCACAUCAGACCUGUUAGCCAGCAACGAGUCGAGAGGGAGCAGAAUGCCCAGUUUUUUUCACCAUUCUCCCUUACUAAGCUAUCUUCGGAGGUAUGUGGUGCCUGUCUAGCCAACGGGCCAACUCCAAAACAGCGCCUCCUAGCCUGGCUGAACAACAAACUUACUGAGAGGCCAGUCAAGAAUUUCACAACCGACUGGAAUGACGGCAUUGCCAUCGGGGCUCUGGUUGAUGCCUGCGCGCCCGGUCUCUGCCCCGACUGGCUACAAUGGCAGCCACGUGAGAAUCUGCGCAACGCCCGUGAGGCUUUGGACGCCGCCGAGCAAUGGCUCGAUGUGCCGCAGUUGAUCCGGCCUGAGGAGAUGAUCAACCCUCGAGUGGACGAAAAGGCCAUGAUGACUUACUUGAGCCAGUUUCCCAGUGCCAAACUAAAGCCUGGCGCACCACUACGGCCCAAGACCAAUCCGAGUGUAGUCAGAGCCUACGGACCGGGUAAGGCAGCCAUGACAACCGAGAGAACAGCCACAAAGCACUCACAUUUUACAUGCACGCAUAAUAAGCAAAUUCAGGGACUCAGCCCAAUAUCAUGA